CACAAGUCUCGUUUAUUAAAGCUAAGAGUUGCUCCUUCAGAAACUGUUACGACUGAUGUUCUUCGUUUUAAUCAUGAUAAUGUUAAACCAUCCAAACAUAGUAAAUAUGAUAGAAGUCGUUGAUGACCCAAAUACAUAUCAUUUCUACAUGGUUCUUGAAUACAUUGAGGGCAAAUGGAUCUUUGAGGGAUCUGGACCUCCAGGCUGCUUAGGAGAACAAGUUUCAAGGAGUUAUUUGUAUCUCCAUUCUCAUGGAACUAAAAGCAAGGUUAAAGGGUGUGCAUGGGUAAAAAGGAAUUGGUUUGAUGGCUUAAAGAAACUUGAGGCAUCAAUCACAUUCAUUGGUGGAGCCUGUUCUGUUCGAUUCCAUCUUUGA
Messenger RNA from Lactuca saligna, 376 nucleotides. NCBI's taxonomy places the organism in Eukaryota, Viridiplantae, Streptophyta, Magnoliopsida, Asterales, Asteraceae. The record is from the annotation of a GenBank genome assembly.